Hibiscus syriacus is the source of this 1053-nucleotide messenger RNA. Its product is annotated as PLASMODESMATA CALLOSE-BINDING PROTEIN 1-like. The record is from RefSeq and is a predicted model, not a curated record. The transcript is spliced from 5 exons. NCBI's taxonomy places the organism in Eukaryota, Viridiplantae, Streptophyta, Magnoliopsida, Malvales, Malvaceae. The coding region runs from base 67 to 1053 and encodes 328 amino acids.
CACCACCACUGUUGGGUCUCUCUUUCAGCCAAAACCCAGAAGAAGAAGAAGGGGAAGCUCUCAUCAAUGGCUAAAGGGGGUUCUAAUUGCCUCUUUUCACCCCUUUUGUUUCUUCUUGUUAUCUGCUCUUAUGCUGAGGUAGGGGAAGUUACUGCUAAGGUUGAUAAAUCAACAAUGGAAGAUUUUGUUUCUUCUCGUAGAAUACUCCUCAAUGGCGUCACAAGAACAUCACAACAUGAUAUUAUCUUCCCUCCAACUAAUCCCACCCCGACGAUCGUCACUGUGCCCGCCAAGAACCCUGCGAAUAUGCCGGCACCGAUCUUGGUACCUUCUACAGAUCCCAACAACCCGAUUACGGUACCGGUAACCAAUCCGAUCACGACAUCUGCACCCAUCACAGUGCCAGGGGCAGGGGUGCAGCAGCCUGCGAUGAAUCCCGUAACGACGUAUCCCGCCCCUAUGGGAGGAGUCCCUGUGAGCACACCGGUGCCAAAUCCUGUGCCUCUUCCAGGGCAGAGCUGGUGCGUAGCUAUGACAGGAGCGUCACAGACUUUGCUUCAAUCGGCGUUGGAUUACGCUUGUGGAAUCGGAGGAGUCGAUUGCUCGCAGAUCCAGCAAGGUGCUAACUGUUAUAAUCCGAACACAUUGCAAAACCAUGCAUCAUAUGCAUUCAAUACCUACUAUCAGAAAAACCCGGCACCGACAAGCUGCGACUUCGGCGGGACUGCAACCAUAGUGAACACCAAUCCAAGCACUGGAUCCUGCAUUUUCCCAUCUUCGGGAUCACAACCCACUCUGACCGCGAUACCAGCAACAUCGACAUCAAUAGGGGCAGGUGUACCAGGCUCGGUCACCCCACCUUCAGUAUUAAACUCGAGCACCCCUGGCACAGGCUCUGCUGCCACAAGUGAUUUCGGGUCCAACCUACCUCCCACCUUCAACACAUCGACGUCCACGUCGGUCGGUUUUCAACCGACGUUUAGCAGCAUCAUUCUACUGUCAAUGACAUAUUUCGUUUCUCGAUUGAUCUUCGAAUCAAGCACCUUCCCAUAG